GUGGAGUUUGGUGACAUUUUGGACGGUGAGGAUGAUCACGUGCGCAAACUCAGCUGACAAUAACCCCCGCCGUCUGAGAUCAACAGGCCCGCGGGCACAUCCGCGCGCUCUGACGGCGGCACGGGGCUUCACUCCCGUCCGGCAGCGGAUUUCCCAGCUGCCACUCAAACCCGCGGAGGCUCGGCGGAGAGGAGGGACCAGGAGGACGCGCAUCCAUCCAUCCAUCCAUUCAUCAGUCCCGCAACUGAGCGCACUCCGCUGCCGCCCGGACCUCCCGCCUGCUCCAGCCAGCCAGCCAGUCCGCGCGCGGAGGCGCGAGACCAAAUCGUCUGUCUCACGCGCAAACCGGCGAGCAGAGGAGGCAGUUGGGGAGGACGUCGAGGAGAAUUUUUUAUAAAAGGAGCUAGUCUGUCGGAGGCGGAGAGGGGAAUCCACCGCCAGCCAAACUCCAAUCCCCGGCGCGCGUUUGUCCGCCCAGGUGGACGUCUGCCUGCUGUGGAUAAGGAAACCAUGACCCAGGAGGGGCAGGCUCUGCCCUGUCCCACCCAAACGGAGAACCUGGUGGAGCCAAACGCUGCCACUGACCUGAUGUUAGAGGCCCCCCAGGAGGGGGCUGAGGAGAGGCCGGAGGCGCCGGACAUCACGGAGGACAGGAAAGAGGAGGAGGAUGUAGGAGGAGAGACAAAGGAGGCAGACGGAGAGGACGUGGGAGCUGAAGGAGAGCAUCCACAGACCAAAGGAGAGGCGGGGGAGACGACAGAGGAAGAGGAGGGAGGUGAAGAUACGCACCCACCCACGGAAGAGGAGACAUCUGAUCCUCGGCAACCUGAGCGGUUGGAAAACGGCAUCAACGAGAAGGAUGAAGAGGACGAGGAGACGGAGGAGGACGGAGAGAAGAUAAACGCUCAUUUGGACACCUUCAGCUCCAACUUUGAGACGACUGUUGAAGAGGCUGACACCGAAGUGGAGGAGGAGGAGGAAGAAGUCCAGAGGGACGGAGAGGAAAGAGAAAACCAGGACAGCUUCAGCUCUGCGUUCGAGCAGAUUGUCGAGCAGGUCGACCUUCAGGAGGAGGAAGAGGAGGACGAAGAAACGCAGCUAGAGGAGGAGGAGAGGGACAAGAGCAAGGUGGACAACAAGGACGGCUUCAGCUCGACUUUUGAGCGCAUCGUAGAGUCCGCCCUGCUGCGGGGCGGGACCUGCUACAGCAGCCUGGACUCUCUGGACGUUCUGUCUCUGACGGACGAGACGGACAGCUGCGUGAGCUUUGAGGCGCCGCUGACGCCUCUCAUCCAACAGAGGGCGCUUUUCCUGGGGCCUGAACCGCUGGAGCUGGAGUUGGCGACCGUACAGGAGCAGGAAGGGGCUGAGGCUGGACCCGAGCGCCUCGAUGGGGAACUUGUAGCGGGGGCCGGAGCCCAGGCUGGGAUUGGAGGAAGUCCCCUGAGGACAACCAUACCUGGAAGCAGGUCGGAGUUUGUGCUGAGCCAGCCGGGACGCUGGAACAUCCCCAAUGGAUACCACUCAGAGAGCCAGAGGGCUUUUGAGGGCUGUGGAGCCAUGACCAACUCUGUCAGCGAUGCCAACCUCGCAGACGUGCUGUCUGACUCGGAGGAGUGUGAUCUGGGCAGUCUGGAGCCUUUGGAGCGCGGGAGCACCGACACUCUGGCCAACGGCUGCCGAGCGGACAGCGAGGCCGCCAAAAGACUCGCCAAACGGCUUUAUCACCUCGAAGGCUUCAAGCGCUGCGACGUGGCCAGACACCUGGGCAAGAAUAAUGACUUCAGCCAGCUGGUGGCAUCAGAGUACCUGAGCUUCUUCGAUUUCUCAGGUCUUUCUCUGGAUCGAGCUCUGAGAAACUUCUUAAAAGCUUUUCCUCUGAUGGGAGAAACCCAGGAGCGAGAGCGGAUCCUCGUCCAUUUUUCCAGACGUUUCUGCCACUGCAACCUGCAGACGCUCACCUCCGAAGAUGGAGCCCACACAUUAACAUGCGCCCUGAUGCUGCUUAACACGGAUCUGCAUGGACACAACAUUGGGAAGAAGAUGUCCUGCCAGCAGUUCAUCAGUAACCUGGACGGCCUCAACAACGGCAAAGACUUUCCCAAAGAUUUACUGAAGGUUCUCUAUAACUCAAUCAAGAACGAGAAGCUGGAGUGGGCCGUUGAGGAGGAGGAGCUCAGGAAGAGUCUGUCCGAAUUAGUGGAGGAGCAGUGUGAGGGCGGGAGUAAGCGUGUUGCCAGGGUAACGGACAGCAGUAACCCUUUCAUCGCCAUUCCCAUUCUGUUGAAUGCGGUCACCUACAAGCACGGAGUGCUGACCCGGAAGAGCCACGCGGACAUGGACGGCAAACGCACUCCCAGAGGUCGCCGGGGUUGGAAGAAAUUCUACGCCGUCCUGAAGGGAAUGAUCUUAUAUCUUCAGAAGGAUGAGUACAAACCCGAUGCAGAUCUGUCAGAGGUGGACUUGAAGAACGCCGUGAGAAUCCACCACGCUUUGGCCACGCGCGCCACCGAUUACAGCAAAAGGGCCAACGUGCUGAAGCUCAAAACCUCAGACUGGAGAGUCUUCCUGCUGCAGGCCCCGAGUGAGGAGGAAAUGAUGUCAUGGAUUUUCCGGAUAAACCUGGUGGCGGCGCUGUUCUCAGCUCCAGCCUUUCCUGCCGCCAUCGGCUCCAUGAAGAAAUUCUGUCGGCCCAUUCUGCCGUCAUCAUCAACACGACACGGUCAGGAGGAGCAGCUGGUGAGCCAUGAGAGACAGCUGAAGCAGGUGAGCGUGGAGCUGGAGGAACAUCGCAAAAACCAGCCGGCGAUCGACCCAAAGAGCCGAGAGUGGGAGGAGUACCGACUCAAGGAGCACUACCUCACAUACGAGAAGACCCGGUAUGAGACGUACAUCAGCCUCCUGAUGGCCAAAAUCCUUGCUGAGACGGACGACCUGGAGAAGAUCGAGACCAGCGUGAUGGGGAGCCUGAUCACAGACGGUCGCGAGUGCCUCCUCCGAAAGACGCAGUCCUCGCCGUCCAUCAGUCAAGCCCACGCCGGCUUGAACGGAAAGACGGCCGGCUGCUCGGCUCUAGGACAGAGGACCGGGGAAGGGAGAUGAAGAAAGACCGGACAGUCGAAGCAGCUCCUCCCCGUCCCUGAAACUAGAAUAAUCCUUCAACUCCUUACCGGAUCUGUAACUACUUUGCUGUGUUCGGACUGCUUUGAGUCUCCACUCCCUUUCCACGGCAUGAUCAAACCCGAGCAAGUGUUUGUCCUGGAGCAAAACGUGAAGAAGACGAGGAGCAUGCCCUUCAUCCGUUUUUUUUUUCUACUUCUUUCAUUAUUGCACAUUAAAAGCGAUCACAACUGUGAUCCCUAUUUAUUGCUACACCAUCAGUAUUAUCUGUAAACCUAAGUGAAGCUUAGUUUCGAGCAGAAUUCUGUAAGGCCAAAAAAGAAAACACUUCUGUUUCCGGUCCGUAUUCUGCCGUCAUGGAUUCAGGAAACGGGUCCGAUUAAGACGGUAAACAAGGUACUGCUGGAGCGUAUCGGCUUUCCUUCAAACCCACGCUCCCACUCUCAGCCAGGCACGUGUUCAAUGGACCUACAGCACAGGCAGAUUGCAGCGUACGAAACAUAUCUGCAAGAAAGUCUCUGCUUAUCAUAUUUAUUUAUUUAUUGAGCCUAUAUUUGCCCCCGAGAGGGUUUAAAGUGUGCACAGGAGCUGCUCACUUAGCUGAAGGUGGAGUGCCUUACCGAAGGCCACAGAGUGAUCAAAUGUCUGGUCAUUUUGGGGCUCUGGAAACCCCAAACUCUAACCUUUUUUUUUGUCUUUUGAGGAAGUAAAAUGACUGUUUUUCUGAAUGAAAGAAAGCACUGUGCUGUUCGGCGUUGCCCCCUCACCGCUUCUUUUUUUAUCAGCUGACGGAGCGUAUACAUAGAAAUAUAUGUUUGGGUGGGAGGUUUCUGAUUAUAGAAUGUGGGGGGGUUAGAGGCCUCUCAAAAUGCUUGAUGUUUAGCUAAAAUAACAGGGUUUGUAUUACUUUAUGAGGGACGUACUGAGCGCGCUCAAUGAGCUCUACAAUCAAAGCUGGAUUUCUCAAAAUCAUCAUCUUAGACAAAAGUUUUAUCAUAUCCAUGGACCUAUUAAAGCUUUUACCAGCUUUAUAAAACGAUGGAAAUUCAUUUAUUUAGUAUGCUUCUUCCAAAUUGAAUGUUUAUAUUUUUAGAGACCAGAUCCUUGCCUUUUUUUUGUUUAAAAUAUAUAUUUUCUUUUAUUUUAUUCCCCCUUUAGCUUUUGGCUGAUAGCAGAGUGUAGCAGCAGGACUGCUUCAGCUCAGGAAACCUGGUUGGAGGAGGAGACGCCACGUAGGUGUGCAGGAGAUCAGGUUCCUGAGAAAAAAAAGCUUUUCUUAGCAUGUACGUCCAUUUAAAAAAAGCUGAAUAAAAAAUAGGAAGCAGGUCCAACUCUUGAAGUUCUUGGGGAGGAGCAGUGGUGGUACCGCCGUUUGUGAGCACCUUAACCUGAUGUAUUCUGACUCAUCACGUAUGACACAACUGUAGAUGCAGCUACACCACCCCCUUCCAGUCCUGGUGGGGCGCAGACACCUGACGCUACCACGGCUGUAUGAACAUUUAUAUCCCCGGCUCUUGGUGCUGCACUUCUCCUGCUUUUUGUAACGCCACACACAAACUUUUAAAUCCUUUUGGGACUUUGCUGGAAACUUGAAGUCACAUCUGGAAUUCUGGAGCCGGAGACUUGUACAGACCACAGGACAGGAGAGGGGUUUUUGAAGAGGAACGUACCAUUUUUGAAUAAUAAAAACUGGUGUGGUUAGAUAAAUAACUGAUUUCUUACUGGGAUAAUUCCCAUUAUAGUCACUUUGGCUAUUGUGCUAACCGAUGAUUCCUAAUGUUUUAGGGUAGGCCUGUGCUGUUAUAUCCUAUUGUGGAAAAAAAAAAUGUGUGAAUUGUUACGAUUUAUUUAAAAAAAAUUGACAACUUUGGCACUUUGAUGCUAAACGGAUUUUUCUUUUAGUUUUGUUUGUAUAUUUGCGGUUUGGAACAGGAUGAUCCUACAAUGUAAAUGACAUAUUUACCGAAUAUUUAGUCUGUGCUUCAUAAAGCAAGCUUUCAUAUACAAA
Messenger RNA from Oryzias melastigma (Indian medaka), 5128 nucleotides. RefSeq names its product pleckstrin and Sec7 domain containing 2 (gene psd2). Gene Ontology annotation, biological process: regulation of ARF protein signal transduction. Gene Ontology annotation, molecular function: phospholipid binding; guanyl-nucleotide exchange factor activity; protein binding. The record is from RefSeq and is a predicted model, not a curated record. The transcript is spliced from 15 exons. The coding region runs from base 511 to 3102 and encodes 863 amino acids. Lineage: Eukaryota; Metazoa; Chordata; Actinopteri; Beloniformes; Adrianichthyidae.